GACAGAGGGGUAUAUUUUAUAUAUUUAACAAUAACUAAUAUUAAAUAUUUCAUUGUGCAGGUGAAGAUCCUGUCACUACCAAGGAGGUUGGUUCUCUUCAUUCUACUGAUGUUAUGCCCCAACCUGAUUGUAAGGAGAGUGAUCCUUUAGGCACUCAGAAGCAGAAUUCUGUUAAAGUGGUGAAGAGAAAAACCAAAGGACCUGCCAACAAUAAGUCUUUCGUUGCCCCAGUUCUGGUUCCUCAUGACAAUCCAGAUCGAAGGGCCUUGGCCAGUCCUAGAAGGGAAGUCAGUUUGACUCCUACAGCCAGUGCCAGUUUGCCCAUGAAGAGGUCUCAUCUAAAGAGGUCAUCAAACAACUUUGAUAUGGAGAAAACAAUUGAGCCAGAGCCAAUUCAGAAUACCUUCAAGGAAAAAGGAUCGACUGUUAAAAAUGAUGACGAGAAGUCGGAGAAACCUGUAUUACACUCAGCAACCCCAUGUCAAGCAACAGUGGCUGUGGCACCAGGAAGGACACGUAGUUUAGUUGAGAGAUUCGAGAGAAGAGAAAUACCACACGUUGAUACCCGCCACACUGACACAGUUCUUUGUUCAAAACCUGAAGAAGCAAAAACAUCCCUGUUACAGGGUGAGAGGGUUGAUAAAGAUGGAAGGGUGAAAACUGAAGAUGCCCAAACUACGGGUACAGUUCCUCUUUCUAAACCGGAGGAAGAAAGAGCACCGCUUACCCCUCCUUCACAUGGUGAGGGGUUUGAUAGAAGACGAAUGUCGAAAGCUGAUGCUGCCAAAAUUCCUCAUAAAGCUCCUCGAUCUAAACCAGAGGAAUCAAAUUCAUCUCCUCUGGCUGAGAGGCUAGACAGAAGAGAAAUGUUGGGAGCUGGUGAUGCCCAUACUUCUGACACAGUUCCUGAUUCUACGGACGAGGAAGCAAAAGAAAUUACAUUACCGAUUCCUAAUAUGCAAGUUGAGGAAAGGGGUGAGACAACUGUAAGUGAUAUUAGUAUCAUUGAAAACGUGAUGCAGAAUCAUGACACCCUUUUAAGUAGGUUAAGGUCACGACUGACAAAGUUGCAGGUAGUUCGACAUUUUUGGGAAAAGAAUGACAUUAAGGGUGCAUUCAAUGCCUUGAAGAAGUUGCCUGAUCAAGCUGUACAAGCAGAUGUAGUUAGUGUUCUCAUUGAAAGAAAGGAGAUUGUUACCUUAGAGUUGUUUUCUUCCUUACUUCCGGUACUGUUGGGCUUACUAGACAGCAAGGUUGAAAGGCACGCGAAUGUAUCUCUAGAGAUGCUAUUGAAGCUUGUGGCAAUCUUCGGUCCAUUAGUCCGAUCAGCUGUUUCAGCACGUCCAUCUGUAGGGGUUGAUCUUCAUGCAGAGGAAAGAAUCGAGUGCUGCAGACAGUGCUUAGCGCAUCUCCAAGUUAUCCAAAACAGUAUUCCGACGCUCUUGCAGAGAGGAGGCUUGCUGGCAAGAUCUGCACACCAGCUGAAUCUUGUUCUUCAGCAAUCAUGAAAAUGCAAGAGCUCACAUUUCAGAGGAGGGGCACUCUACCCUGCAAUCAUCUGGAUUGGACAUCACCACCGGUUUUCGUCCAACUUUUGCUACCCAAGUCCAGAUUUCCUUUUGUCGUUAGCCCAGCAGCCAUACAAGAAACUAAAGUGGCGCAUGGAAUCGGCGUUUUUGCAGAAGCAACACCACCUGGUAAUGUGAUUCCCCAUUUUGUAUGUAAUUUAUAGCAAUGAAAUUCUAUGGGAUGUAGCCCUUUAGAUGUAUAAAUAUAUAUACCUCAGUUGUUAGAUGAUUCUCCCAUUAAUGGUUUUCCGAAUAUAAGAUGUAUCCUAAUUCCUAAUAUAACAUGUUCACCUUU
This is a messenger RNA of Cuscuta campestris, 1863 nucleotides long. The record is from the annotation of a GenBank genome assembly. Lineage: Eukaryota; Viridiplantae; Streptophyta; Magnoliopsida; Solanales; Convolvulaceae.